CGUUAGCGCAACAACUGAAUUAUUUGCUGUUGCCCAAUCUUCAGUUGUUCGAGGUAUAUUUUGGCUAGAUGAUGUACUACGGACAGUAAAAUUAUGUGUGAUUGAUGCCAGUAGCAAUUUAAGUGUGAAAAGUAUUGGGCUGUUAUCGUUUAAAAGGGCUUUUAAUAAUCAUUUUUGCAUAAUUUGUUCGGCAAUUCGAGAAAUCUUAAAUAUGGAUUGGCAAAAGUGUGUGUUUUAAGCUUUGGAGUAUAAAAGACUUGAGUUGGCGUGCGACGGUGUUGGCAACUAAAACGACGACGUUUUGGCCAGGCAGACGGGCAUCGUCGCAACGGCGAUGUCAUCGACCGGACAAAUAGCAAAGACGUCCACGCCACACGACAACGAUAACGAUAGCAUUAACGAUCAGCGCGAAACAUGGAGCGGCAAGGUGGAUUUUUUAUUGUCGGUUAUUGGAUUCGCCGUCGAUUUAGCAAACGUCUGGAGAUUUCCCUAUUUGUGCUACAAAAAUGGCGGUGGCGCCUUUCUUGUGCCCUACUGCAUUAUGUUGGUUGUGGGGGGCAUACCUCUAUUCUACAUGGAACUGGCCCUGGGUCAGCACAAUCGUAAGGGCGCCAUCACCUGCUGGGGGCGUCUGGUGCCGCUAUUUAAGGGCAUCGGAUACGCUGUUGUGCUAAUAGCUUUCUAUGUGGACUUUUAUUACAAUGUGAUCAUUGCGUGGUCGCUGCGUUUCUUUUUCGCCUCCUUUACCAGUGUGCUGCCCUGGACGUCGUGCAAUAAUCCGUGGAAUACGCCCAACUGCAAGCCGUUCGAGGGCCAGAAUUCGCGCCCGCUGGUUGGCAAUCUGAGCGAUUUCUAUGCGUUCAACAAUCAGAGUCUGUUCUUUGCCAACGAGUCGUAUGCGAAUGUUACAUUUGCCAGCUUGGCACCCGUUGUGCCCGUCGAGAGAUUCCAAUCGGCCGCCUCCGAGUACUUUAACCGCUAUAUACUUGAGCUGAAUCACAGCGAAGGCAUCCACGAUCUGGGCAAAAUCCGUUGGGACAUGGCGCUGUGUCUGCUUAUUGUUUAUCUGAUUUGCUACUUCUCCUUAUGGAAGGGUAUUAGCACUUCGGGUAAAGUGGUCUGGUUUACGGCGCUCUUUCCGUAUGCGGUGCUGCUUAUUUUGCUAAUACGCGGCAUCACCUUGCCGGGCUCUGCCAUGGGCAUACAAUACUAUUUGAGUCCAAAAUUUGAUGCCAUAUUCAAGGCUGAGGUGUGGGUCGAUGCGGCCACUCAGGUGUUCUUCUCCCUGGGACCGGGCUUUGGUGUGCUGCUCGCCUACGCAUCUUACAACAAAUAUCACAACAAUGUCUACAAAGAUGCUCUGCUUACCAGUUUUAUAAACUCGGCCACGAGUUUUGUGGCCGGCUUUGUGAUCUUUUCUGUGCUGGGUUACAUGGCGCACACAUCGGGCGUACGAAUCGAGGAUGUGGCCACCGAGGGUCCGGGUCUGGUGUUUGUUGUCUAUCCAGCGGCCAUUGCUACGAUGCCGGGCAGCAUUUUCUGGGCGCUCAUCUUCUUCAUGAUGCUGCUAACCCUCGGGCUGGACAGCUCGUUUGGUGGAUCGGAGGCUAUUAUCACGGCUUUAAGUGAUGAGUUUCCCAAGAUUAGGAGAAACCGUGAACUCUUUGUGGCCGGGCUGUUCUCGCUGUACUUUGUCGUUGGCUUGGCCAGCUGCACCCAGGGCGGAUUCUACUUCUUUCAUUUGUUGGAUCGCUAUGCCGCCGGCUACUCCAUACUCGUCGCGGUGUUCUUUGAGGCGAUCGCCGUUUCCUGGAUCUAUGGCACAAAGCGUUUUAGCGAUGAUAUCAACGACAUGAUUGGCUUUCCGCCGGGCAUGUAUUGGCAGGUGUGCUGGCGCUUCGUUGCACCCAUUUUCCUGCUCUUCAUCACGGUUUACGGCCUGCUGGGCUACGAGCCGCUCACCUACGGGGAUUACGUGUACCCCAGCUGGGCAAAUGCCUUGGGCUGGUGCAUAGCCGGCUCCUCGGUGAUUAUGAUACCGGCGGUGGCCAUUUACAAGCUCAUUGUUACACCCGGCAGCUGCAGGCAGCGUUUGCGUACUCUCACAACUCCUUGGCGGGAUCAGCAGCUGGCGGCGGUUAAUGGAGUUACCACAGAGGUGACUGUCACACUGGUGCGUCUGGCUGACGGCGAGGCGGAUGAUGCUGCCGAUGUCUGAGUUCGACCGAUUGCACGCUUUCAAGUGUAUUACGUAUAGAUUUGAAAGAGAUUUACCAACAACUUUUACACUAACAUCUACCAUGACAUCAACUUUAACAUCAACUUGAAUGUGUGUGUUUGUAGCCUGACGUCGGCUAGAAUUGAUUUAUGUUUAACUUUCAGCUUGGCUCUUAGGCAACAGGCACCUAGGAAUCUAAUGCAAAUUUCGCAUACAACGUACUUACUUAGGUUUCGACACCAAAGAAAAAAAAAUAAGAAAAAUGUUGUAGCUCAAAACCAUAAGCCUACAGUUAAGAUUAGCCCGUAGUUUCAUGUUGCGCUGCAUUUACACUAAAUACACCCUACUCAUAUAUAUACUACAUAUAAAUAUAUAGUACACAAUAUUAUGCAUACAUAAAGGUAUGUUUGUAUAUUUACCAAAACGCUGUGUAGAUAAUACAGAAAUAUUUAAGUAAACAAAAACGAAAUUGUAAUUGUUAAAUUGAUAUUGCACUUAGCCAAGUUUGUGUGCAACAUAUGCAACAGGGAAUUAAAGGUACGAUUCACUCUCAAGAUCCCCAAA
Messenger RNA from Drosophila virilis, 2782 nucleotides. RefSeq names its product Sodium-dependent dopamine transporter (gene DAT). NCBI's taxonomy places the organism in Eukaryota, Metazoa, Arthropoda, Insecta, Diptera, Drosophilidae. The record is from RefSeq and is a predicted model, not a curated record. Gene Ontology annotation, biological process: dopamine uptake involved in synaptic transmission; sodium ion transmembrane transport. Gene Ontology annotation, molecular function: dopamine:sodium symporter activity. Gene Ontology annotation, cellular component: plasma membrane; neuronal cell body membrane; presynaptic membrane.